Macroventuria anomochaeta is the source of this 537-nucleotide messenger RNA. RefSeq lists its product as uncharacterized. The transcript has 3 exons. Lineage: Eukaryota; Fungi; Ascomycota; Dothideomycetes; Pleosporales; Didymellaceae. The record is from RefSeq and is a predicted model, not a curated record. Bases 1 to 537 code for a protein of 178 amino acids.
AUGCGCUCUUACCUACUUCUCGCCGGCGCCAUCGGUGCAGUCUCAGCAUUCCCUGCUGAGGUCACUCUCGAAGCUCGUGCUGUCAACUGCGCGAAGGUGCCUGCUACGUCAACGAUUACUACGACAACGGCCUUGACUAGUACUGUGGUCACGUCGACCGCAACAGUCACGACGACUAGCUCCGCAUGCCCUGUUUCCAACGACGAAGUUUGCAACGGACUUAGCGGUGCCAAUUGCCCUGCGCAGAAGCGGGCCGUAAAUUCUGCAAAGGGGAUCGUUCGCGCAGCCGAGCCUGAGGCCGGACCGGUCGUCAACAUCCUUCCUCUUCUCGCUGCCUUCGCGCAGGCCAAGAUCUCAGAAGGUUGCAGCUGCCUCAACAUCAAGCUUAAGGCGACCACAACAUUUACUGCGACCGCGCCUCCAGCAACCACGAAGAUCGUGUCCACAACGACUGCGUGCACGACUGCGUGCACCACCAGUGCACCACCAGUGCACCACCACCUACAGGCCGCGGAAAUGGAGCUCAGUGCACCUUAA